Messenger RNA from Poecilia latipinna (sailfin molly), 2690 nucleotides. RefSeq names its product noelin. The transcript is spliced from 6 exons. The record is from RefSeq and is a predicted model, not a curated record. Bases 558 to 1931 code for a protein of 457 amino acids. Lineage: Eukaryota; Metazoa; Chordata; Actinopteri; Cyprinodontiformes; Poeciliidae. Gene Ontology annotation, biological process: signal transduction.
CAACUUCCGUUUUCAGCACCGCGGACAGCUCCGUCUCUCUCAUUUUUUUUCCUCCCCCCACCUCGCCGAGACCUUAUACGGCAGCUUGAGGCGGGGAGGUAAACUUUUGCCAAUAUCCUGACUGAAGAUUUGUACCCGGUUGUAUGCGGAGCAGUGUGCGCGUCCUUCUGCUCCCAUGUCCAUCACAGCCGCACGUCGCAGCUAGAAGCCAGAGCGUCCGCCACCCGACAAGGGGAGAGGCUCCGGAGACAGAUAAAGGCUCUCGAUAUGAAAUGAAUAUGCCCGGAUACGAUUCCGUGAGACAGAUUCGCCGUUAUAUGCUGCGGGGGAUUAAACUGUAACCGUGAUCGUUAUUUAAAGGGGGAGAAAGAGAGAGAAAAAAAAUUGAAAAAAAAAAAAAAAGAGAGAGUGUGGAGUGACCCACAGCACAGAAACAGAGCCGAGAGAGGUGGUUGAAGAGAAAAGGACUGCUGAGCCAAAAGGGGGGGACGCGAAAGGAGGGAACCGAUCUGCAUGUGAGACCGCUGGUCCAGGCGCGCGCACACCGGAGGCAAGAGAUGCAGCCCGCGAGCAAGCUCCUGACUCUGAUUCUCCUCGUCUUCAUGGGCACAGAACUCACCCAAGUGUUGCCAGCAAACCCAGAGGAGUCGUGGCAGGUGUAUAGUUCCGCCCAGGAUAGUGAAGGGAGGUGUGUCUGCACCGUGGUGGCGCCCCAGCAGUCCAUGUGCUCGCGGGAUGCUCGCACCAAACAACUGAGGCAGCUGCUGGAGAAGGUCCAGAACAUGACCCAGUCCAUCCAGGUGCUGGACCAGCGCACCCAGAGGGACCUUCAGUACGUGGAGAAGAUGGAGGUCCAGCUCCGUGGCCUGGAGACGAAGUUCAAGGAGGUGGAGGAGAACCACAAGCAGAACAUUGCUAAGCAAUACAAGGCCAUAAAGGCGAAAAUGGAGGCGCUUAGGCCGUUGAUACCAGUGUUGGAGGAGUACAAAGCCGAUGCCAAAUUGGUAUUGCAGUUUAAGGAGGAGGUCCGAAAUCUGACGUCAGUUCUAAGCGAGCUACAAGAAGAGAUGGGGGCCUAUGACUACGAGGAGCUCCACAACAGAGUGUCAAAUCUUGAGGAGAGACUGCGAGCAUGCAUGCAAAAAUUAGCCUGCGGCAAACUGACAGGCAUCAGUGAUCCGAUCACCAUCAAGACGUCUGGAUCCAGGUUUGGCUCCUGGAUGACGGACCCGCUGGCGCCUGAAGGAGAUACCCGGGUUUGGUACAUGGACGGUUACCACAACAACCGCUUUGUUCGGGAGUACAAGUCCAUGCAUGACUUCAUGACGUCGGACAACUUCACGUCCCACCGGCUGCCACACCCGUGGUCGGGGACGGGCCAGGUGGUCUACAACGGCUCCAUCUACUUCAACAAGUUCCAGAGCCACGUCAUCAUCAAGUUCGACUUCCGCACCUCGUCCAUCAGCAAGUCCCGGCAGCUGGACUACGCCGGCUUCAACAACGCGUAUCACUACGCCUGGGGCGGCCACUCGGACAUCGACCUGAUGGUCGACGAGGGGGGCCUUUGGGCCGUCUACGCCACCAACCAGAACGCCGGCAACAUUGUCAUCAGCAAGCUGAACCCCAACACGCUGCAGAUCAUCAAGAGCUGGACCACCAACCACCCCAAGCGGAGCGCCGGCGAGUCGUUCAUGAUCUGCGGCACACUCUACGUCACAAACGGAUAUUCGGGAGGAACCAAGGUUUACUACGCGUACUCCACCAACUCCUCGACUUACGAGUACAUUGACAUUCCCUUGCAGAACAAGUACUCGCACAUCUCCAUGCUGGACUACAAUCCUCACGACCGCGCCCUCUAUGCUUGGAACAAUGGCCACCAGGUGCUCUACAACGUGACACUGUUUCACGUCAUCCGCUCAGAGGAGCUGUAACGGAGGAGGAUUCAGUAAGGAUAGAUAGACGUUGUCCUUGGGAAGAAAGGGGGAAAAAACAAAAACAAGCUCAUUGUAUUCAAUCUCUGAAAGAGGAGACCGUAUCGAGAACAUCUUGUUAAAACAAAGAACUUGUGAAAGACUGCAUUAUCUGUGAAUGCAAAAUGCAUUGAAUGUGUAAAUGAACGCAAAUCUAUCAUUGAAGUGUUUCAUUCCAAAAUUAGAUGUUACUAUUGGAGAAAUACUGCAAUAUUAUUUAUCUAAAAAAAAAAAACAAGAUCAUUGAAAGGAAUAUUAAGGUUUUGUAAAUAAAUGUCUAAAGAUGACUUUUUGAUUUUAACGGUGUGUUUUAUUUUGAUAGCUGCCUUUAAUAGUGGUAUAUUAGAGGCAUUUUUAUUUUGGAAUGAAACUCUUUAAUCGUUUGUUGUCUAGAAAAAAGAUGAUUGUAAAAAUAGAAAAUAUAUUAGACUCAAAAUACUAAGAACAGAUGCCAUUAAAAGAAAAUACCACGCCUUUUUUUUAUAUAAGCAAAUAUCAACCUAAAGGUCAUUCCUGAGGCUCCUCCCAGAUGGACUUUUCCGUGGUCGACAGGGCAAGGUCAGAGGUCAUGGGGUGGGAGGUUCUGGAACAACGACUGUUGGCUACAAACUGUUGGAUCCUCACCCUGCCCAAGAUCCUACAGAUAAAAGUGGAAUGUCGGUCCAGUCAGAGGACUGGACAGCCAAGAGGAAGCGGGUCUCUCAUAUCAUUUUUAUCAAA